UGCAAGAGAAUUUAAAUUUGCCCAGACGAUGAUCUUUGCAAUUGAGGAAAUAAACCAGGACCCUUCAAUUCUUCCUAACCAUACACUGGGAUACAAGAUAUACAAUCUCUGUGGAAUGUCAUCCAUUAUAAAGUCUGCUGUAGAUUUAGCCAGUGGUCAGAGGAUGAUCAUAGAUGAGAGGAACUGCACAGAGCCUGACAAUGUCCUGGCCAUAAUAGGCCACUCUGGCUCUACACCUACCAUGGGAUUUGCUCGGAUUAUGGGACGAUUUCAGAUACCUGUGGUGAGCCACUUUGCAACCUGUGCUUGUCUGAGUGACAGAGAAGAGUUUCCCUCCUUUUUCCGAACUAUUCCCAGUGAUCUCCACCAGAGCAGAGCUUUAGCAAAGCUGGUCAAGUUCUUUGGCUGGACCUGGGUCGGGGCAAUAAGUAAUAUAAAUGACUACGGCAUCAACGGAAUUACCAGAUUUAUGCACGCUGCACAAGAAGAGGGAGUGUGCAUCGAGUAUAACAUGGCGUUUGAGCAAACAGAUCAUCUUCGUGAGUUAAUGAAAGUGGUUGAAACUGUGAAGUAUUCCACGUCGAAAGUCAUUGUGGCCUUCAUGUCUCACAGAGAGAUUAAGGUACUUGCAGAUGAACUGUACAAACAGAAUAUCACAGGACUGCAGUGGGUUGGCAGCGAUGCCUGGAUCACAGAUCAUUCUCUGACUGACACUGAAGGACACAACAUUCUUCUGGGCUCACUGGGCUUCGCUGUAAACCGAGCUCAGAUCCCGGGACUGGAGGAGCAUCUCAGGCGGCUCCAUCCCUCACACCUCCCUCACAGUCAGUUUGUCAGAGACUUCUGGGAGGACACGUUUGACUGCUCACUGAACGCAACUGCUGACACACGAAGAAAACCAUGCAGUGGUUCCGAGAGCUUGCAGAACACUGACACCUUUUUCACAGACGUUUCGGAGCUGAGAUUCACUCACAAUGUGUACAAGUCAGUUUAUGCAGUGGCUCAUUCUCUCCACAACCUGGUCACGUGUGAAGAGGGGAAAGGCCACUUCUCUGACAGGAGCUGUGCUGAUCCUGAGCACAUUCAACCAUGGCAGGUGCUUCAUUAUUUACAACAUAUCAACUUCACAACCCGUCAGGGAGAGAGAGUGACGUUUGACCAAAGUGGAGAUUCACCGGCAAGAUAUGAACUCAUCAAUUUGCAACACGUAUCAUCAGGGACCAUGGAUGUUGCCACUGUCGGUUUCUUUGAUGCUACGCUGGCUCAUGAGCGUCAGUUCAUGAUGAAUGGCGUGCAAAUUGUCUGGGGAGGAGGAAGUCGUACGGUACCCGUGUCAGUGUGCACUGACAGCUGCCCUCCAGGAAAGCACAAAGUCCUGCAGAAAGGAAAACCUGUUUGCUGUUAUGACUGCAUACCGUGUCCGGAUGGAGAAAUUAGCAACAUAACAGACUCUGUGGAAUGCAUCAAAUGUCCCAUUGAAUAUUGGCCAAAUACCAGAGGAGACACGUGCAUCCUGAAGGAAAUUGAGUUUCUGUCCUAUUCUGAGAUCAUGGGAAUUAUUUUAACAAUAUUUUGUUUGGUGGGAGCAGUUCUGACUGUUUUAAUUGCAUUAGUGUUCUUCCACUACAGGCAGACUCCCGUUGUCAGAGCCAACAACUCUGAGCUGAGCUUCCUGCUGCUCUUCUCCUUGACUCUGUGUUUCCUGUGCUCUCUGACCUUCAUCGGCCGGCCGUCAGAGUGGUCCUGCAUGCUGAGACACACUGCGUUCGGCAUCACCUUUGUCCUCUGUAUCUCUUGUGUUCUGGGGAAAACCAUAGUUGUUUUAAUGGCCUUUAAAGCGACACUUCCAGGCAGUAAUGUGAUGAAAUGGUUUGGACCCGCACAGCAGAGACUCAGUGUUCUGGCUUUCACUCUCAUACAGGUUUUAAUUUGUAUUCUGUGGCUGACGAUCAAACCUCCAUUUCCCUUAAAAAAUACAGAACACUAUAAAGAGAAGAUUAUACUGGAGUGUGCUCUGGGUUCACCUGUCGGCUUCUGGGCUGUGUUAGGAUACAUAGGACUCUUAGCUUUGUUAUGUUUUGUUCUCGCCUUUUUGGCUCGAAAGUUACCAGAUAAUUUUAACGAAGCUAAAUUCAUCACAUUCAGCAUGUUAAUAUUCUGUGCAGUCUGGAUGACAUUUAUUCCAGCUUAUGUCAGCUCACCUGGAAAAUUCACUGUGGCUGUGGAGAUAUUUGCUAUUUUAGCCUCUAGUUAUGGACUUCUCUUUAGCAUUUUUAUUCCCAAAUGUUACAUUAUUUUACUAAGACCAGAGCAAAACACAAAAAAGCAUAUGAUGCGAAAACCAAAUGAUUCUCACUUAUGA
Solea solea (common sole) is the source of this 2362-nucleotide messenger RNA. Its product is annotated as extracellular calcium-sensing receptor-like. Gene Ontology annotation, cellular component: membrane. Gene Ontology annotation, biological process: G protein-coupled receptor signaling pathway. The transcript is spliced from 5 exons. Lineage: Eukaryota; Metazoa; Chordata; Actinopteri; Pleuronectiformes; Soleidae. The coding region runs from base 29 to 2362 and encodes 777 amino acids. Gene Ontology annotation, molecular function: G protein-coupled receptor activity. The record is from RefSeq and is a predicted model, not a curated record.